AUGGUCUCGUUCAACGUCAUACGACGAGACCAGAGCGUCUAUAAAAAUCGUCAAUCCUUUGGCCAUGGUUCGGCCCGGGAGAAAAUUAUUAUUUUAGAUGCCGACGCCGCCAGAGCACAUACUUCCCCCUCCCGACCUACCCUCGGAACCCAAACUGAUAUAAGGACAAGGCAAAAGUAUCUGUAUCUCUCUCUCUCUCUCUCUCUCUCUCUCUCUCUCUGUAUCUCUCUCUCUCUCUCUGUAUCUCUCUCUCUCUCUGUAUCUCUCUCUCUCUCUCUCUCUCUCUCUCUCUCUCUGUCUCUCUCUCUCUCUGUAUCUCUCUCUCUCUCUGUAUCUCUCUCUCUCUGUAUCUCUCUCUCUCUGUAUCUCUCUCUCUCUGUAUAUCUCUCUCUCUCUCUCUGUAUAUCUCUCUCUCUCUCUCUCUGUAUAUCUCUCUCUCUAUCUCUCUCUCUCUCUCUCUGUAUAUCUCUCUCUCUGUAUAUCUCUCUCUCUCUCUGUAUCUCUCUCUAUAUAUCUCUCUCUCUCUCUGUAUAUCUCUCUCUCUAUAUAUCUCUCUCUCUCUCUGUAUAUCUCUGUCUCUCUCUGUAUCUCUCUCUCUCUGUAUAUCUCUCUCUGUAUAUCUCUCUCUGUCUGUAUCUCUCUCUCUGUAUAUCUGUCUCUCUCUGUAUCUCUGUCUCUGUCUGUAUCUCUCUGUAUAUCUCUGUCUCUGUCUGUAUCUCUGUCUCUGUCUGUAUCUCUCUCUCUGUGUAUCUCUGUCUCUCUCUAUAUCUCUCUGUCUCUCUCUCUCUGUCUGUCUGUAUCUCUCUCUCUGUCUGUAUCUCUGUCUCUGUCUGUAUCUCUGUCUCUGUCUGUAUCUCUGUCUCUGUCUGUAUCUCUGUCUCUGUCUGUAUCUCUGUCUCUGUCUGUAUCUCUGUCUCUGUCUGUAUCUCUGUCUCUGUCUGUAUCUCUGUCUCUGUCUGUAUCUCUAUCAACAAAGCAGUUGUUGUGAUGGAGAUAGGGCAUGAAUUGCGACCUGUCCAGCUCGCGGUUCAUGCCACAAGAUCAUUUUUCGAGAAUACAUCACCUGCGUCCCUACGUAUCUUAUUAAAAUUGGAUAUGAAAAACGCUUUCAAUAGCAUCAGAAGGGAUCAUGCCCUGGAAGUUUGCCAUCAACGGACUCCUUCCAUAUUUAAACUGGCUCAUCUUUCGUAUAGUCAUCCAAGUAUGUUGAUCGCCUCCGACAAUAUUAUCUUUUCUGCUACUGGAAUCCAGCAAGGUGAUCCACUUGGUCCGCUACUAUUUGCUAUGGCUAUUGACGGGCUAGCUCGUUUCAUCGCUUCUCCUUUCAAUAUAUGGUAUCUUGACGAUGCAACGUUGGGAGGAUCCAUCGAGGCCGUAGCUGCUGACCUCCGACUAGUUAUUCCUGCUUUAUCUCUGCGUGGACUUGAGAUUAACUCGUCCAAUGCCCCUUGCUACCUCGAACAGGAUUUCUUAAAUGAGAUAGAUAUCACAGUUAAGAGAUGUGCGGAGCUAAAUUGCAACGUCAAUUUCGACGACACAGGCUGGAGGCAGGCAAAGCUCUCUUUGAGUUUCGGAGGCCUGGGCCUUCGAUCAGCGGUAGAUUUGGCCCUUCCAGCAUAUCUUUCUUCACUUUCGUCCAGUCACGAAUUAAUUGAUGAGAUGCUCGGUGGUUCGUCUCAGUGUUUCUCGGGUAGUUCUUUCGAACAAGCUUGCAGCGCUCUCUCUGGAUCAGCAUCGUCUCACCUGUCUACUAUCUGCUUCACAACCGAGUAG
This is a messenger RNA of Acanthosepion pharaonis, 1773 nucleotides long. NCBI's taxonomy places the organism in Eukaryota, Metazoa, Mollusca, Cephalopoda, Sepiida, Sepiidae. The record is from the annotation of a GenBank genome assembly.